This is a messenger RNA of Lynx canadensis (Canada lynx), 1460 nucleotides long. It is a transcript of the gene LPAR2, whose product is annotated as lysophosphatidic acid receptor 2. The transcript has 2 exons. The record is from RefSeq and is a predicted model, not a curated record. Gene Ontology annotation, biological process: G protein-coupled receptor signaling pathway. Gene Ontology annotation, cellular component: membrane. Bases 318 to 1373 code for a protein of 351 amino acids. Lineage: Eukaryota; Metazoa; Chordata; Mammalia; Carnivora; Felidae. Gene Ontology annotation, molecular function: lysophosphatidic acid receptor activity.
ACCGUCUGGGCCACUCAGGCGCCCCUUAUUUUUCUCCUUUAGAUUAAAAAAGAAAAAAAAGCCAGUCAUUUGAUUUGGGAGAUAUCUUUGUAAGCGUCUUAGUAGUCAAUAAGCAACCGCUGCCCAUCCCCCCGCACUCCCACCGUGUAGCUUCCUUUUCCAGGUUACCCUGGUCUCCACCACGGCCACUUUACCCUGAGGCAUCUGACUUUGAGACCCUUGCCCUUCCUGUCCUGACCCUCCCCUCUGGCCGCUGCUCCUUCCUGUAUCCUUCCAACAAAUGCCACCUGCGCUGACCUCUCCCUCUGUGCCCCCAGAUGGUCAGCAUGGGCCAGUGCUACUACAAUGAGACCAUCGGCUUCUUCUACAACAACAGUGGCAAGGAGCUCAGCUCCCACUGGCGGCCCAAGGAUGUAGUUGUGGUGGCUCUGGGGCUGACCGUCAGCGUGCUGGUGCUGCUGACCAACCUGCUGGUGAUCGCGGCCAUCGCCUCCAACCGCCGCUUCCACCAGCCCAUUUACUACCUGCUGGGCAACCUGGCUGCAGCUGACCUCUUUGCCGGUGUGGCCUACCUCUUCCUCAUGUUCCACACGGGCCCUCGCACUGCGCGGCUCUCGGUGGAGGGCUGGUUUGUGCGGCAGGGCCUGCUGGACACGAGCCUGACGGCGUCAGUGGCCACGCUGCUGGCCAUCGCUGUGGAGCGGCACCGCAGUGUGAUGGCCGUGCAGCUGCACAGCCGCCUGCCCCAUGGCCGAGUCGUCAUGCUCAUCGUGGGGGUGUGGGUGGCCGCGCUGGGCCUGGGGCUGCUGCCCGCCCACUUCUGGCACUGCCUCUGUGCCCUGGACCGCUGCUCACGCAUGGCCCCCCUGCUCAGCCGUUCCUACCUGGCCGUCUGGGCCCUGUCCAGCCUGCUUGUCUUCCUGCUCAUGGUGGCUGUCUACACCCGCAUUUUCUUCUAUGUGAGGCGGAGGGUACAGCGCAUGGCAGAGCAUGUCAGCUGCCACCCUCGCUACCGAGAGACCACACUCAGCCUGGUCAAGACCGUUGUCAUCAUUCUGGGGGCGUUCGUGGUCUGCUGGACGCCGGGCCAGGUGGUGCUGCUUCUGGACGGUCUGGACUGCAAGUCCUGCAAUGUUCUGGCUGUGGAGAAGUAUUUCCUACUCUUGGCUGAGGCCAACUCACUGGUCAAUGCCGUGGUGUACUCGUGCCGAGAUGCUGAGAUGCGCCGCACCUUCCGCCGCCUCCUCUGCUGUCUGUGCCUUCGCCGGUCCACGCACGAGUCUGCCCGCUACGCACCCUCCACCCGAACGGGUGCCAGCACUCGCAUCAUGCUUCCUGAGAAUGGCCAUCCCCUGAUGGACUCCACCCUUUAGCCAACCUGGGACUUCACCGGGGUGCCGCAGAUGCCAGAUCGUAGCCCCUGACCACACGUGGACGCACCUGGCUCUCCCCAAUCUGCA